Etheostoma spectabile (orangethroat darter) is the source of this 1032-nucleotide messenger RNA. RefSeq names its product DNA-directed RNA polymerase II subunit RPB3. NCBI's taxonomy places the organism in Eukaryota, Metazoa, Chordata, Actinopteri, Perciformes, Percidae. Gene Ontology annotation, cellular component: RNA polymerase II, core complex. Gene Ontology annotation, molecular function: protein dimerization activity. The coding region runs from base 143 to 970 and encodes 275 amino acids. The record is from RefSeq and is a predicted model, not a curated record. The transcript is spliced from 9 exons. Gene Ontology annotation, biological process: transcription by RNA polymerase II.
CCGUGACCUAUCAGUAUUCGUAUUUACAUUUCCUGGCCAAUCAGCGGGUGGUAAAUAUUUCCGUGGAGGCCUUCGAGUCUUAGCAGCGGUAGUUGAGUGUGUGAACGAUUUUACAACGCCAAGGCUUAUUUAACUCCCAAUAAUGCCGUAUGCUAACCAGCCGACGGUGAAAAUCACAGAACUGACAGACGAAAAUGUCAAAUUUGUCAUUGAAAACACUGACUUGGCGGUUGCAAACUCUAUCCGCCGCGUCUUCAUGUCAGAAGUUGCCACUAUAGCAAUUGACUGGAUCCAGAUCGAUGCCAAUUCAUCAGUACUGCACGACGAGUUCAUUGCACACAGAGUUGGUCUCAUACCUCUCACAAGCGAUGACAUUGUGGACAAAAUGCAGUAUUCUAGGGACUGUACCUGUGAUGACUUCUGCCCAGAGUGUUCUGUUGAGUUGACGCUGGACGUGCGAUGCACUGAGGACCAGACGCGGCAUGUCACGUCGCGAGACCUUCUGUCCAACAACCCCAGAGUCAUCCCGGUGACUUCUAGGAGUCGAGACAAUGAUCCCAAUGACUACGUUGAACAAGACGACAUUUUACUGGUGAAGCUGCGUAAAGGUCAGGAACUGCGGCUCAGGGCGUACGCCAAGAAGGGCUUCGGUAAGGAGCACGCCAAGUGGAACCCAACAGCGGGGGUUUCCUUCGAGUACGACCCAGACAACGCACUGAGGCACACAGUCUUCCCACGACCUGAGGAGUGGCCAAAGAGUGAGUACUCAGAGAUUGAGGAGGAUGAGGUUCAGGCUCCCUACGACCCCAACGGGAAACCAGAAAGGUUCUUCUACAACGUGGAGUCGUGCGGCUCCCUGCGACCCGAGACCAUCGUCAUGUCGGCGCUGGCCGUCCUCAAGAAGAAGCUCAGCGACCUGCAGACCCAGCUGAGCCACGAGAUCCAGAGCGACGUGCUCACCAUCAACUGAGGGCUGCAGUCACAGCGCUACCUUUUGGUUUAAAAACACAUCUCUGUUUUUGCAAUGUCUCC